This is a messenger RNA of Carassius carassius (crucian carp), 3255 nucleotides long. Its product is annotated as E3 ubiquitin-protein ligase SMURF1. The record is from RefSeq and is a predicted model, not a curated record. Gene Ontology annotation, molecular function: protein binding; ubiquitin protein ligase activity. The transcript has 19 exons. NCBI's taxonomy places the organism in Eukaryota, Metazoa, Chordata, Actinopteri, Cypriniformes, Cyprinidae. Gene Ontology annotation, biological process: negative regulation of BMP signaling pathway; ubiquitin-dependent protein catabolic process. Bases 163 to 2490 code for a protein of 775 amino acids.
CGCGCUCGUGCCCGGCCGCGAGUACGUGCACGUACAGCUGUACGAACGUGAUGUCAGAACGCUUUUGAGCUAAAAAAAAAAAUGUUAGCCUGUGUUGUUAAGUCUGAAAGCUACAGGGGAUUUGCCAGACGGAAAUAAUACCGUUCUAUCGCCUAGAAACACAUGCACAUCCCACAUAUUAGCAUAGCGCGUUUUUAUACGUUUUUCUCUCCGCUUGAAGCGAGCGUCUUGGGUUUAUCCUGGAGAAAGUUCGUUGGUUAUUUUGUGGGAGUGAUGUCGAAUCCUGGGACUCGAAGGAACGGGUCAAGCAUUAAAAUCCGACUGACAGUAUUAUGUGCCAAGAAUCUGGCAAAGAAAGACUUCUUCCGUUUGCCUGAUCCUUUCGCCAAAGUGGUGGUGGAUGGCUCAGGUCAGUGUCACUCUACAGACACGGUCAAAAGCACAUUGGACCCCAAGUGGAAUCAGCAUUACGACCUGUAUAUUGGGAAGACCGAUUCCAUCACCAUUAGCGUAUGGAACCAUAAGAAGAUCCAUAAGAAGCAGGGUGCGGGUUUCUUAGGCUGUGUGCGACUCCUGUCCAAUGCCAUCAGCAGACUAAAAGACACAGGCUACCAGCGUUUAGACUUAUGCAAGUUGAACCCAUCUGACAGUGAUGCUGUCCGUGGACAAAUUGUUGUGAGUCUGCAGACCAGAGACAGAAUCGGCAGUGGAGGGCCUGUGGUCGACUGUAGAGGACUGGUGGAGAAUGAAGGGCCAGUCUUUGAAGACUCGGGGCCCGGACGGCCUCUCAGCUGCUUCAUGGAGGAGCCCAUGCCAUACACAGAUCCAACAGGAGCCGCUGGCGGGGGCAACUGCCAUGCACUUGAGUCACCAAAUCAGGAGCAACGGCUCCAAGCACAACGCAUCAGAAACCAAGAUUCCCGAGGACACGCACACACACCCCAAAAUAGACCACACGGACACCAGUCCCCCGACCUCCCUGAGGGCUACGAGCAAAGGACCACCGUGCAGGGCCAAGUCUAUUUUCUGCACACACAGACUGGCGUGAGCACCUGGCAUGAUCCCAGAAUACCCCGGUGUACCAACAUCUCUUUAAGGGAUUUGAACAGCGUGAGUUGUGAGGAGCUGGGCCCUCUGCCACCAGGCUGGGAGAUCAGGAGCACUGUGUCAGGACGAAUUUAUUUUGUCGACCAUAAUAAUAGAACCACGCAAUUCACUGACCCCAGGUUACACCACAUCAUGAGCCAGCAGUCUCAGGGGAAGGAGUCGAGCCAGCCUCUGCCUGUACAGAUGGAGGUUGGUAUGGAGGAGGGUGACGGGGAGCUACCAGUGCGCUACGAGAGAGAUCUGGUCCAGAAACUUAAAGUUCUCCGCCAUGAGCUCUCCCUGCAGCAGCCUCAAGCUGGCCACUGCCGCAUAGAAGUGUCCCGUGAGGAGAUCUUUGAGGAGUCUUAUAGACAGAUCAUGAAGAUGAGACCCAAAGACCUGAAGAAGCGGCUGAUGGUGAAGUUCAGAGGAGAGGAGGGGCUAGAUUACGGUGGAGUUGCUAGGGAAUGGUUAUAUCUCCUCUGCCAUGAGAUGCUGAAUCCAUACUACGGUCUGUUUCAGUACUCCACUGAUAACAUCUACACACUACAGAUCAACCCAGACUCGUCCAUCAACCCUGACCACUUGUCUUACUUCCACUUUGUUGGGCGGAUUAUGGGUCUGGCUGUUUUCCACGGGCACUACAUCAAUGGAGGCUUCACUUUGCCCUUCUACAAGCAGCUCCUGGGAAAGCCCAUCCAGCUUUGUGACCUUGAGACUGUGGACCCAGAGCUGCACAAGAGCCUCGUCUGGAUACUAGAGAAUGACAUCACAUCUGUUUUGGACCACACCUUUUGCGUAGAACAUAAUGCUUUUGGCAAAUUCCUCCAACAUGAGCUGAAACCAAACGGCAAGAACAUCCCAGUCACAGAGGAGAAUAAGAAAGAAUAUGUGAGGCUGUAUGUCAACUGGAGAUUCAUGCGAGGCAUUGAGGCGCAGUUCCUCGCUCUGCAGAAGGGCUUCAACGAACUCGUACCACAGCAUCUGCUCAAGCCUUUUGACAACAAGGAACUUGAGCUGAUCAUUGGUGGUUUGGGCAAGAUCGAUCUGAGCGACUGGAAGGCCAACACACGGCUGAAGCACUGUGUGGCUGACAGUAACAUAGUGAAGUGGUUCUGGCAGGCGGUUGAAUCGUUUGACGAGGAGAGGAGAGGCAGACUGCUACAGUUCGUCACAGGCUCCACACGCGUCCCUCUACAAGGAUUCAAAGCACUGCAAGGUUCUACAGGUUCUGCAGGACCAAGACUCUUCACUAUUCAUUUAAUUGAUGCCAACACAGACAACCUGCCCAAAGCCCACACAUGCUUCAACCGGAUCGACAUCCCGCCUUACGAGUCAUACGAGAAGCUCUACGAGAAGCUCCUGACCGCCGUGGAGGAGACGUGUGGCUUUGCAGUGGAGUGAGCAAGUGCCCUGUCCAGCCAGCCAGCAAUGGCAGCAAACCCACCAAACAGCCCCAGCCAUCCCUUUCACCCCCCUCCCCUUCUCCAGGACAGACGGACUGGUGUCUCCUGACAGACUUAAGCAUCAACCGCCAGCCUGAAACUGCAGCGGAGGGGAGCGACCACCCAAGGGCAAAACUCUCAAAGACUAAUGAUUCCUCACAACGUGAUUCGGGAAUUGUUUCACAUUACCACAAUAAGUUACAGAGAAAUCUGGUCAACGUUUGUUUUGUUUCUCAAAAGUCCAGUUCAUAUCGUCUUUGUCACUGAAGCGGCGGGUUGAUAGCGUCUGACUGUAACGCGAGUAUGUUUGUGCUGAGCCUGCGGUCUACAUGAAGUAGAGCUCACGUUUUAUUCUAGGUGGAGUAUUUUAACAUACACAGAGCCUGUGACCAUUAAACCAGUUUACCUACAGCAAAUGCAUCUUGGGACAUGGUUGGUCUGCGUUGUAAUGUUUGCUAUCGUCUCCUCUUAUUUCCUUUUUUACUUUAUUUCCUUGCGUCCUGUUCAGUGCUGUAGAAUGUCAUUUCAGUGGUAUUCGAUCAGCAUUCUCGUUGUAGAAAUUAACGUGAUAAUUUUGUCUUUUUUUUUGUCUGAGAUCAAGAACAUGCGUACCGGCGAGUCUUAGUCCUGUUGUGGAAACAGUGAAUGUCACAGCGCCCAUGUGUUAAUGUUCUUCAGCUGAAGCACAACGAUCAUGUGCAGUCUAGAGAAGGACCCAAAGCCC